Lentinula edodes (shiitake mushroom) is the source of this 1314-nucleotide messenger RNA. RefSeq lists its product as uncharacterized. NCBI's taxonomy places the organism in Eukaryota, Fungi, Basidiomycota, Agaricomycetes, Agaricales, Omphalotaceae. The transcript has 6 exons. The coding region runs from base 1 to 1314 and encodes 437 amino acids. The record is from RefSeq and is a predicted model, not a curated record.
AUGGACGCUUUGUCCCCUCCUCCAUACCGGCAGCUAUCCAGGCAAGGGCAGGCAUCCCAUUCUGGCUCUGAGCUUCCGCGUUAUACCCGGCGCAAUACGCUUGUGCAUCCUGUCGCUCCCCGAGAUCCUACUCAACAUGUUUUUUCUCUCUCAGAUGGCCGGGCAAGGCCAUGGCUCGUUCUCAGAGUAGCAAGUAGCGCGAAAUCCACGAAAACUCUUCCCAUCUUUUACGAGAAGGAGAAUAUCAAUGCUACGCUCGAACUUCAUGCAGAAAAGGGCGAUUCAUCCAUACAGUCUGUGAUGGCGAUGGUUCGAGGAAGAGUCAUAACAGGACCACGGUCAGAUGAGACUGUCACGUUCCUGACCAUCUAUCACCCCAUCUGGGCGCGAUCGGUUGAUACUCCGAGGACACCUUCUCCCUCCGAGGGUGCUAGCGGGUCUAAGCUCUUUGGAGAUUGUGUGUGGUCUUUUUCAAUCCCCUUACCAAAGACCGUCGCUGUUGGGAAGUCGGACGUUCAAUUUCGUCUUCCUGAGACGUUUUCCGAACGUGAUUUAGCAGCCAGUGUACAAUACGAUCUAACGAUACACAUAUCUCGUGCAAAACUUCGAGCAGAUAGUCAAAUCCGCACUCCUUUCGGUUACGUCCCAAGCUCGAAGCCCGAACCUCCAAGUGUACUCCGGCAGCUCGCCUACCAACAAAGCAUGCCAGUACCUGGUCCUUCGGCGGACCCUCGGGGAUGGGAAACGCUCAAGACAUGUAAAGCCAAAGGUACAACCUUGCAGAACUGCCCCGCAGAUGUUCGAUGUAGUUUAUCGCUAGCAAAGCCAUUAUGCUAUACCCGGGGUUCCGUUAUUCCAUGUUCUCUUACAUUGUCCAGCAGUGAUCCACAAGCUUUAGACAUGAUAACAGCUUCAGACUGUGUCAACGUUGGCCUUCGAAGGACAGUGGGAUACACAUCUGCACCCGGAAUCGAAAAGAAACGAGUUGCUUAUCAAGAAUCCUCUCGAGAGUUCGGGAAAGCAGUUUGGUGGCCUUCAGCCUCGGUUCAGGGCGACCGCCACAACCGUCAUCUCGAGGGUGAAAUUAGAUUAGCAAAAGAUCUCAGGCCGACAUCUCUCAUGGACCAUUUUAGUAUUUCAUAUUCUGUUGUGUUGCGAUCAUUCAACAUCUCCGCACUCAAAUCCGCUCACUCGGAGAUUUUACUGUCUGAACCGGUCAAUAUUGUCGCCGCGUAUGCCAAGGGCCCUCGGCCUAUUGCGUAUGCACCUCCAGCUUACGAUCCUUAUUCACGCGAAAACGACCAAGACUACUGA